Molecule: messenger RNA, 6035 nt
Organism: Phyllopteryx taeniolatus (common seadragon)
Lineage: Eukaryota; Metazoa; Chordata; Actinopteri; Syngnathiformes; Syngnathidae
Gene: sos2
Product: son of sevenless homolog 2 (Drosophila)
Exons: 23
Coding region: 870-4859 (1329 amino acids)
Biological process (GO): positive regulation of GTPase activity; Ras protein signal transduction
Cellular component (GO): plasma membrane
Molecular function (GO): guanyl-nucleotide exchange factor activity; protein heterodimerization activity
Source: RefSeq, a predicted model, not a curated record
CGGAGUUUCUCCCGAUGAACAUCUUGUCCGACUUCCCAAAGCGAACCAAAAAACAUCCCGGCUGACUAGCUGCGCCUCCUCCUCCUGUGCCGCUGCGCUCACAGAAGACGUGCCCCCGGCGGGACUUGACUGUGGCCUCGCCGCCGCCGCCGAGUCGCCGGACUUUUUAUUCGUGUUGGGACUACUGCUAUACUACUACUUUUUUUAAACGGCGGAUUUUUAACGCUCCCGAGCGAGAGAAGAUGUCGGCGUGUGACGCCGGAGAAAGUGUGCCUUGUUCGUCGGAGGCCAGCGGCGGCUUAGCUCCGCGGAGCUAACGUGCUAACGUCACAGGUGUCUUGUAAGGCGGCGAAUAACCAAACGUAUUUCAAUUUUUUUGGGGGGGUGGUCGAUAUCGGGGUUCUUCGCCCCCAAUGCCACCACUUCAUCCAAGUCGACGUGCCUGUAAUAGUUUUCAGUCGGCGAGAGUGUCGCAUAGCCAUCUUGUUGUUAGCUGUUAGCAUCCGAGUUAGCCGCCGUGCAGUGUUUACACCGAACGGUGGGCUAGCCCCCUCGUUAGCCACCGAAGCUAACGAGUGGACCCCGGAGCUCCAUGUGCUUAAUUCCGCAUGUAGCUUGCUUUUCGCCGCCUAAAAAAAAAAGCCUUGCCCAGCUUGGUUCGUAUAUAAGUAUACAGUAUAAGCCAGCUGGUCGAGUUGGACAGACGGACUCUUUGAGCCGUGCCCGCCGCCCUGGACUGACCGACCCACCCACCCACAAAAGGGGGCUAACUAUCCGACGGCGCCGAUGCUGACAGUUCGGGCCGGAGCACGGCAACGCCAAGAGCCGCCGCCACCGUCGCAGCAGCAGCAGCAGCAGCAGCAACCGCGAUGCAGCCCCAGCAGAUCUACGACUUUUCCAGUGACGACAACAGUCACAAGUGGAGAGGCCUCUUCGUGCAAGCCCUACGCAAGGUGCAGAAGCAGGUCCACCCCAACCUCCUGGCCAAGGAGGACGCCCUGCAGCACAUCGAGGAGCUGAUCCUGCAGCUGCUCAAUAUGCUAUGUGUGGCGCAGCCUCGCUCCGUGCACGACGUGGAGGAGCGAGUCCAGAAGACCUUCCCCCACCCGAUAGACAAGUGGGCCAUCGCCGACGCGCAGUCGGCCAUCGAGAAGCGGAAGCGAAGGAAUCCCUUACUUCUCCCCGUGGACAAGAUACACCCGCUGCUAAAGGAGGUCUUGGGCUACAGAGUGGACUACCACGUGUCGCUGUACAUCGUGGCCGUCCUCGAGUACAUAUCGGCGGACAUUUUGAAGCUGGCGGGCAACUAUGUGGGCAACAUUCGGCACUACGAGAUCAGCCAGCAGGACAUCAAAGUUUCCAUGUGUGCCGACAAGGUGCUGAUGGACAUGUUUGACCAGGAGGACGACAUCGGCCUGAUGUCGCAGAGCACGGACGAGCCCUCCGCGUCGGGGGAGCUUACGUACGACGACCUUGUGCGGCUGGAGAUCGCCGAGGAGCGCCAGUACCUGCGCGAGCUGGACCUCAUCAUCAAAGUGUUCCGUCACCACUUCCUGUCCAACUCCAAAAUCUUCACGCCGCGGGAUGUGGAGGUGAUCUUCAGCAACAUCUUGGACAUCCACGAGCUGACGGUGAAGCUGCUCGGCCUCAUCGAGGACGCCGUGGAGAUGACGGCGGACGGCAGCCCUCACCCGCUGGUGGGCAGUUGCUUCGAGGACCUCGCCGAGGAACAAGCGUUUGACCCCUACGAGACGCUCUCCCAGGACAUCUUGAGCAAAGACUUCCACGAGCACUUCAACAACCUGAUGGCCCGACCCACCGCGGGCCUCUACUUCCAGUCCGUAGCAGAAGGCUUCAAAGAGGCCGUCCAGUACGUCCUUCCACAGCUCAUGAUGGUGCCUGUGUACCACUGCAUGCACUACUUUGAGCUCCUGCAGCAACUUCAGGAGCGCAGUGAAGAUCAGGAUGACCGGGAGUGUCUGAAACAGGCCAUCACGGCGCUGCUCAACCUCCAGUGCAGCGUGGAGCGCAUCUAUGCCAAACAGCAGCCUCGACGAAAACCUGGUGAGCCCAUGUACCGCCUGUACAGUCGGCAGAUUCGUAGCAAACAGCUAGCCAUCAAGCGCAUGAAUGAGAUUCAGAAGAGCAUCGACGGCUGGGAGGGCAAGGACAUCGGCCAGUGCUGCAGCGAGUACAUCCUGGAGGGCCCGCUGCUGCGUGCCGGCGCCAAGCACGAGCGCCACAACUUCCUGUUCGACGGCCUCAUGAUUAGCUGCAAGGCCAACCAGAGCUCGCGGCUGCCGGGAUCGGGGAGCGGCGCCGAGUACCGCCUGAAGGAGAAGUUUGUGCUGCGCAAGGUGCGCAUCGUGGACCGCGAGGACUCGCUGGAGCUGCGGCACGCCUUCGAGCUGAUUGGCAAGGACGAGAACUGUGCCGUAUUCUGGGCGCGGACGGCCGAGGACAAGGCGGCGUGGAUGGCGGCGCUGGUGACCUUGCAGUACCGCUCCACGCUGGACCGCAUGCUGGACACGGUGCUGCAGCACGAGGAGCAGGCGCACCCCCUCCGGCUGCCCUCGCCAGAGGUGUACCGCUUCGCUGUGCAGGACUCUGAGGAGAACAUCGUCUUUGAGGACAAAGUGCAGAGCAAAACGGGCAUCCCCAUCAUCAAGGCGGGCACCGUGGUCAAACUCAUAGAGAGGCUCACCUACCACAUGUAUGCUGAUCCAAACUUUGUGCGCACUUUUUUGACCACAUACCGAUCAUUCUGCAAGCCUCAGGAGCUUCUGACACUUCUGAUUGACAGGAUCGAAAUCCCAGAGCCGGAGCCCACAGAGGAGGACCGGCAGGCCCUGUGGAACGGCGACCAGCCGAUGGCGGCCGAGCUCCAGAGGUUCCGGAAGGAAUACGUGCAGCCGGUCCAGCUCAGGGUUCUCAACGUUUUCCGCCAGUGGGUGGAGCAUCAUUUCUACGACUUUGAAAACGACCCCGAGCUGAGGAGUCGCUUAGAGGAAUACAUCAUGAGCAAAAUCCAGCUGCGAGGAAAGUCCAUGCGCAAGUGGGUGGAGUCCAUCAACAAAAUCAUCCGGCGCAAGCUGCAGACGCAGUCCAACGGCGUUAGCCACAACAUCACCUUCGAGAGCCCGCCCCCACCCAUCGAGUGGCACAUCUGCCGUGCCGGCCAGGUGGACUCCUUCGACCUCAUGACCCUGCACCCCAUCGAGAUCGCCCGGCAGCUGACCCUGCUGGAGUCCGAGCUCUACAGAGCCGUGCGUCCGUCUGAGCUGGUGGGCAGUGUGUGGACCAAAGAGGACAAAGAGAAGAACUCGCCCAACUUGCUCCGAAUGAUCCGACACACCACCAACCUCACGCUGUGGUUUGAGAAGUGCAUUGUGGAGACCAUGAACCUAGAGGAGCGCGUGGCGGUGUGGGCGCGCGUCAUCGAGAUUCUGCAGGUCUUUCAGGAGCUCAACAACUUCAACGGCGUGCUGGAGGUGGUCAGCGCCAUCAACUCUGUCCCCGUGUACCGCCUGGACCACACCUACGAGGCCAUACCUGAGAGGAAGAAGAAGAUCCUGGAGGAGGCUGUGGAACUGAGUCAAGACCAUUUCAAGAAAUACUUAGCCAAACUCAAGUCCAUCAACCCGCCUUGUGUGCCUUUCUUCGGUAUCUACCUGACCAACAUCCUUAAGACGGAGGAGGGCAACCCGGACUUCCUGAAACGCCACGGCAAGGAGCUGAUCAACUUCAGCAAGCGGAGAAAAGUGGCGGAAAUCACCGGCGAGAUCCAGCAGUACCAGAACCAGCCUUACUGCCUUAAAGUGGAGCAUGACAUCCGGAAGUUCUUUGAGAACUUGAACCCCAUGGGGAACAGGAGCGAGAAGGAGUUUUCGGACUACUUGUUCAACACGUCCAUGGAGAUCGAACCCAGGAACUGCAGACAAGCGCCUCGAUUUCCCAGAAAGACCACCUACACGCUGAAAUCGCCGGGGAUCCGGCCCGUGCGAACGUCUACCUCUGGCACCCUGAAGGGCCACCCGGUGCCCCUGGAGAGGGAGCCCGCCCACAAAAUCACUUUCCGGAGCAUCGCCGAGACGGACGCGGAGACGCCGGCGUCCGUCUCGGUGCCCACGUCCCCCAACACGCCCACGCCGCCGCAGUCGGCCUCCUCGGACCUCAGCUCGGUCUUCAUGGAGCAUGACCUCAGCAGCUCCUACGGCGGUUCCAACUCCAUCUUUGCUCCGGUUCUCCUGCCGCCUUCAAAGUUCCAGUCAGUGUCGUGCGGCAGCCUCCACCAGCUGGGGGAGGAGCUCCUCAAACCGCCGCCACUUCCGCCUCGAAGGAAGGACACCAUGUCGGAAAGCAAAAGUUCUCGGUCGGACAGCCCCCCCGCCAUCCCUCCGCGGCUGCCCCCGCCGCUCCCCAGGACGCAGCCGCGGACGCCGGGCUACAACGGCCCCAUGGACGGCCCCCUCCCCAGCCCUCCGCCGCCUCCUCCCCGAGACCCCCUCCCCGACACGCCGCCGCCCGUGCCCCAGCGCCCCCCGGAGAUCUUCAUCAACUACCCUCUCAACCUGCAGCCCUCGCCGGUGGGCCGCUACCACUGGGACUUUGGCAGCUCGCCCAGUUCGCCCAACACGCCGCCGAGCACGCCGUCCCCGCGCGUCCCCCGCCGGGGCUGCCCGCUCAGCGCCAGCCAGAACAGCCUAUGUCCGCUGCCGGCCCCCGUUAUCACCGCCCCGCCCGUGCCCCCCCGCCACAACUCUGGCCCACAGUUGCCCAAGCUGCCACCAAAGACGUACAAGCGGGAGCUGCUGCACGGUCUCUCAUUGGUGGAAAACAGCGCCUCGGGGGACCCGUAGCUACGCCUUCGCCGCAAACCCUCUGUGCCGACGAGAAGCCGGCCGAUAAGGAGCGCUUGUUUUGGGUGCGGAACGCCCGCCCGCCUCACGGUUCUGAGGCUCGAACCUCACUCGGCUCAGGCCUUCCUGUUUGGGGUUUGCAUGUUGUUGCCGAGUUUGCGUGGGUUUUCUCCUGCGGGAACUCUUGCUUCCUCCCACUUUGUAAAAACACGCACAUUAGGUUCAUUGAAGACUAAAUUGUCCACAGGUGCGAACGUGAGUGUGAAUGUUUGUCUAAAUGCCCUGCGAUUGAAUAGCGAGCAGUCCAGGGUGUACCCCGCCUCUGGCCCCAAGUCAGCUGGGAUAGGCUCCAGCUUGCGUGACCAUAAGGAGGACAAGCACUAUACAAAAUGGAUGGCUGGAGAAUUGUUUGUCUAUCGUAGAUGUGCCCUGGGAUUGUCUGGCGACCAGUCCAGGGUGUACCCUGCCUCUCGCCCAAAAGACUCGCCCCUAAUAAGGAUUCCGUUUGGGAAAGUUCUCACUGUUGUAGCUUCAACUGUUACGCUUCCUUCUCACCGAACAGCUGCCAAAGUCUUAUUAUCAAAUGUUUUAUGCAGGGGGAAAAGGGAUUCUUUUUUGAUUUUUUGUUUUUGUUUUGUUUGUUUGUUUUUUUUCUCGUUUGUUAGUUUUUUACAUGACUUUGAAGAGGCGACAGUGAUUCAUUCUGCUGCCCCCUCAACUCUACACUGUGACUGUUUCCAAGCCACACAAGAAGUUGCCUUUUUUUUUUCCUCCCCCCGGCUCGGAUUUUUUGCACAUCGAGUUCGAUUCCCGUCAAGCCACGAUGUCAAAACGGCGGCGGGAGAAGGCCGGAUUGCCACGUCUUAAACUCAACGACGCCCCCUACCUAAGCGCCAAAUACUUACAAACUUUCUCCCCACCGAGACUGAAAAUCCAACCAAUCGCGCCGCUCAGAUGUGCCUUUUUGUUUUGUUUUCUACUUUAUGGUGUCUCUAAUAAUAUGCUAAAAUGAGAGAAAAAAAAAAAACAACUGAAAAACAAGUUGCCUAUGUAACGUUUAGAACAAAAGCUAUACGACUAUGAACUUGUACAUGUUUGUGGAUAGUGUGUAUAGAUAUAACAUGUAUACACUGACUAAAUAAUUUGUAUAAAGUGACGUUUCUGGUUGUACUCUCA